This is a messenger RNA of Caenorhabditis auriculariae, 4306 nucleotides long. Lineage: Eukaryota; Metazoa; Nematoda; Chromadorea; Rhabditida; Rhabditidae. The record is from the annotation of a GenBank genome assembly.
AUGUACCUUCAAAAUAUAUUUCGAAAAGGUUUAGUUCUUUUCAAUGAGGUUUCCUGUUGUUGUUUUUUAAAUCUGAUCUAAGAAUUGAGGUUUUUCUGUUUCAGACAUUGCAACGGCUCCUGCGACUACGGUUCAAGUUCAUGGAAUAUUUCCUGGAAGGUCUUCAAAAUCCGACAGCCUUCUCCAACACAAGCUCCGAGCACAGUGUUCGUAUUUUUGAUAUAUUAUUGAUUUUCUUAGGACUCAAGAUUUUUUUGAGCAAAAAUACAGCGUACUCUCCUUUAUCAGAGAAAAGGAGAUUCUAGCUAAUUUUUUGUUCUUGUUUUUAGAAGAUGGAAUCCUUAUUAUUAUUUUUUCUUUCAUUCUUUCUUAUUCAUGGGAGUCCUUUUUAUGGUCUCAACUGAAAGACGAAGAGAAAACCAUACUUCAAUAAUUUCUUCUCAAGUAAUUCUGAUUAUCCAAGCUAAUAUUCAAUUAUAAUUCAAAAAUGUUCGGAAAACUCGGAGUUAUAUUGCAAUUUGGGUGAAAAACAGUUUGUGAGACCUUUGGAAUAUUCGAAGCUGCAGUUUGUUUGGGUACUUGUGUCGCUUUGCACGCGCAUCUUGUCUACUUUAAUACUCUGAACGAACUAGCAAGUUCGAAAUUCCGCAAAUUCUUCGAUUUAUAUCUUAGUGUAUACCUCGCCCGCUCUGAUGCUAAUUUGAAAGGUAGAAAAAAAAUUUUUUUUUUGUGAUUGUUACUUUAUUUUUUUCCUCAUCAAAUGCACACAUCCAACAAAAUUACUUUCCAGGAAAUGCUGGAAGCGGUGAAAAGCGUAGUGGUAGAAAUGCACAAAAAAGGCCGAUUUUCGGAGGCGGAGAUGCCUCACGUCGACCUCGCCCAGAGACGUCAGCCCCCCUCGCAGUCGAACACGAAAGAAGUCGAGCAGAAGAUUCCCCCUGUUCUGGCCGAUAUCUUCAACGCAUACCCGAAGUCUUCUGCCAAGAGAAACGAGAAGAACGGCUUCACUCGCGAGAAACUCGAACCAAUGCCUCAAGUGAAGCCGAAGGCUCAGGAGAACGGCAAAGCUUACCGACAGAAGGAACAAAAUUCGUGGAAGCUGGAAUAUCCCAAUACUUCUCUCGAAAGGCCGGGCUCAAGCUCUGCGAAGCCGUCAAAGCAAAAAGGCUCGGAGAGGUGGCCAGAGAAGUAUGGAAACGGAAAGGCGGCACGUCAGAAAGCAGUCGACGAGUGGAAGCCCGACCAUCCCGAAGAAAUGAUAGACUGGCAAGGAGGCCAAGGAAGCAGACCGUCGAAGCAGCGAGAUCCGGAGAGGUGGCCGGAAUCUCAAGGAAACGGAAGAAUGUCCUCCCAAAAAGGAUCCAACGAGUGGAAGCCAGACCAUCCGAAAGAUAAAUACGAUUGGCAAGGCGAUCAUGGACACGCCAAAAACUCGAAACAGCGAGAAUCUGAUAACUGGAAAUCACAGAAAGGAUCGUUCGACUGGCAAGAAAACCAAGGAAAGUCGUCAAGGCAGAAGGAACACUAUUACGAUGAACGCGGAACUAAAGAUUAUUUCGAGGAGAAUGGCCAGGGAAGAGCUUCGCGAAACAAAUAUCAAGAAAAGAGAAAACCUGAACCUUUUCGUCAUCCUGAGAACUACCAAGAAGAGCCGUAUCAGAGGGACCGGUGGAGUCAGGACGAUCGAGGUCGCGAAGAGGAGUUUCCACGGUCCAAGGGACAAGACAACUGGAGAUACCGUGAAGAUCCUUAUUAUGAACCGCCGGAGAAGUUCAUCGAUCCUGGGGUUUGUUCUUGUUUUUUUUUUCUUUGUGAAUUUUUUGCAAACUUGGAAAAUUAGAGCUUUUUAUAUUUAAUUCUUCUUGUGGCCUUUUUUGACUUUGUUUGUUUCACUCUUCGAGAAAACAACUGAGAAAGUAUUAAUUUUUUUGUAUUCUUUUUAAAAACCAUAUGCUUUUUAUUUUCUUACAUCCCUUAAAUAAGUGAUUUAUGGGUCAAUGAUUCAAAAAAAAAAACCUUCUUGUCUUAUUGCUAUAGCGUUAUAUUAUAACGCUAUUCAAUUGAAUUGAAUUGAAUUGAAUAGCGUUAUAGACAGCUCUAAAGUUCGACAAAUUGGAAAAAUAAUGUUCCGUUGUCCAAAUUGCUUUUGUUAAAAUUCUAACGCUCAAACUAAUGAACUAUGAAAUGAAAAAUGCGAUGAUAACAAUCAAUAUUUCAGAUAUCCAAAAUUUUGGAAGUUGUGAACAAGUUGGAAGGGAAUCGUCCCGGAACGAGCUAUCGCAAAGAAGUAAUUAGAUAUAUCUGUCCUGAGAAUGAUUAUAUAAUUUGCAGAGUUCGAGACAGAGCGAUGUGAGACACGGUGGUGAUGACAGGAACGGGAAUAACCGAAGAACAAACGGACCUCUGUCCCGAGGAAACCAGCCGGACUUCGAGCCGGAAGAAGAGGAAGAGCUCGACGAGCCUCAGGCUCCUCCAGCUCCUUAUCAUCGACCCGGUGAUCGAAAUCGACGUCAGGACUCUCAGCAGAGGUCAUACCGGCCUGGCAAUGAACAGAGGUGAGGUUUUACUCUGUCGGUCUUUGAUGGUUCAGUUCAAAUCCGAUGAUAAAAGUGUUAUUGAUUUUUUCAGCCUUUUUUUCUUCAUAUUAAUUUGAAAUAUCAUUUAAUUAAUGGAAUCAAUGGAAGAAAUUGGAGCUUAAAAAGUGUCUUUAGACCCAUUUUUUGGCAUUCGAAACAUAAAAAAAGUAUUUUUUAGAGAUAAAUAUUUUGAUUUUUUCUCGUGGCGAUACUGAGAAGAUUGAUUAUGCGAAAUAUUCAAAAAAGCUCUGAUUUUUCCUGACUUGACUGAAUGACUUUAUUAACUGAGCCCAUCAUCAUUUUUAUUCAGGAACGGGGACAGAGAAAAUCGUGAAACGGCUCCCUCUGGCGGAAGUUCUUCUCAAAGAGGCCACGGUCAUUACCGAACCUCAAAUAUGGUAUUCUUUGCCUUCACCGUUAUAACUUUACGGAAGUAAAACCAUCAGAUACCUAGAAAGAAAUUUGAAACAAAUAAACCGCGAAUCGGAAUAAUUCAAACUCAGGAAAUUCCUGGAAUUGUUUGGAAAAGUAAAAAAAAAAGUAAAACGUCUGGCUUCCAACUGGCUGUAAAUUGAAAGGUUCGGGAAGAUAUGUGGAAGUUUGACCACUUGCUUCGAAGCUUCCGAAAGCCUUCCGAGGAACUGAAAACACAAGAUUUCCAAUUUGUACCAUUGAACAUUUUUAAAGAAACUUUUCCAGUCCAACGACGGCUUUUCACGAAAUUAUCGCAAAGAUAACUAUCAUCCUAAUCGAUACGAUAAUAACGGUGAUUAUCACGAUCCAGCCAAGGUUUGUCCUCAGUUUAAAAACUGAACACUUUUUAUUUAUUUUCAGAAAAAGAAUUCCAACGAAGACGUCCCCAGGCUCCCUCCCAAGAGGGACAGGGACUUUGAUGAACCGAACAAAGGUAAAAGAUUUCACCGAGUUCCAAUCAAUUUCAUUAUUUUUAGGCCCUCCAGUGGGCUCGGAGUACAGGAAAAACGAGAGGCGGAGGACCAUCGUUUGUUUUUAAUUAAAUUUUAUGGCAAUUAGAAGAGUGGUGCCGGAGCGCGUUUUUUCGUUGAACUUUUCUUCAAGUUUUUUCAGGAUAUUUCCGAACAAUUUCUCUGUCAAUUUACGUCGAAAAAACUUCUGAAAAGAAGAAAAAAACUGGAAAAUUAAUGCAAGUCGCUCAGCCAACAGAAAACUGGAAACGUAUGAAAAAAAAGGAAUAGCCCAAUUUUUUAAAACUUCUACCAUGCUUAGUAAGUUAAAAAAAGGAAAAGAUAUUUAAAAAAACCAAUGAAAGCCUUUUUUUAUCUUAUCCGACGAGCACACUGUUUUUUUGUGGGGUCCGGACUUUUUUUUAAUAUUUUUUUCCACAGUUUUCGUGUUUCACUCCAAUUUCUUUGAAUAGAUGACCUAAUGAAAAAUAUAUUUGAUUUUUGUAAUAUUUUUAACUUGGACAAAAUUUUUAAGUUUGUUUUGAAAGUUCAAAGGACAACUGUGAACGUUUCCGUCUUUCAUCGAGGGUUAGAAAGAAGUUUUUUUAAAAAUUUAUGAUAGGUUUCAAAACAGAAAAUCAUUAAAACUGAGGAUUUUCAGCAGACAAAACGACCGUGGGAAGUACAGAGAUAGAAACCGUAACAGCGAGAAUGAAAAGAACCCCAGGAAUGGAUCCAAAAAAGGUUUCUGAGCAAUUUCAGCUGCUUCUGGAACUUCCAAUUUCAGGCCCGUACUACCACGACUGA